GAGUGGCAGAUAUUGGAGAGGUACAGUGUAACUUAAGACUGGUCCUCCUCGUGUAUUAGUCCACCAAUCAGAGAGCAGCGCUUCCUCCCCCUCCAUUCAAACUAGUAUUUAGCAUCACAGACUACGAUAAAGUUUCCCAAAAAUUAGGAAACAACUUCCCGAGGGAGGAAAACUGUGCCAAUCUCUACUUCUUGAAGUGGAGGCGCAGUCUCAGGACUAACAAACUCCAGAAAAACGCACGGAUAUAACGGUGUAACCACGGAUUCGAAGGUGGAGAGCGCGUUUUCUCCUCGACCUUCUCAUUUCUUUAAAAGAGAAAUGGAAGAGAGUUCAAGCUCUCCCGUCUCCCCAGUGGACAGCCUGGUGACCAGCGAGGAGGAGCUGGACAGACAGCAGAAAAAGUUCGGAAGGAAGAGGAGACACAGUAAAAAGUCGAGCGAGGACGGCAGCAGCCCGAGCUCCGUGAAUAAACGGAGCAAAAAGCCGAGCCCGAGCAGCACGCAGUCGUUCGAGGAGCUGCAGAACCAGCGCGUCCUGGCGAACGUCAGGGAGAGGCAACGGACUCAGUCCCUCAACGAUGCCUUUGCGUCUUUGCGCAAAAUCAUCCCCACGCUCCCCUCGGAUAAACUCAGCAAGAUACAGACGCUCAAGCUCGCCUCCAGGUACAUUGAUUUCCUCUGUCAGGUACUGCAGAGCGACGAGAUGGACAACAAGAUGUCGAGCUGCAGCUACGUCGCGCACGAGAGACUGAGUUACGCCUUCUCGGUGUGGAGGAUGGAGGGCGCGUGGUCGAUGUCCGCGUCCCACUAGCAGCGAGACUCGUCCGUGCGAUGCCGAAAGGACUGUUUACUUCCACUAAUUUUGAAGACACCAAAGGAUUUAUUGAUGAACCUCUAAACCUCAGUGAUGUGGCCAAAGGACAUUCAGCAGAUACACCUAUGGACUUGAGCAUCCUCACGAAGGAAACCAUGAAGGAACUUUUUAUAUAGAGGAAACCUGGAUGACAUCUCCUGUGUCGUCAAAUACAUUUAAUCAUUUUCAGAAGUUAUUCUUAAAUGUCGGCAUGGUGAUAGUACAGGAAGGCCAUCUGUUAUCUGUAUGGAAACUAUAUUGUGUGUUUGUCUCUAAACAGAAGAAUUUACAUAUAUAUAUGUGUGUGUGGGAACAAAAAUUUAUUGUAAAUAGGCUACCUGUGAGUAUUGUCAGCUUUUUUAAGGGACCAAUGCAAUUUAGAGCAAUACUUUCUUGAAGUACGCUGCAUGGAUGAAUGCAUACGUUUGAUUUUUGCUAUGCAACAUUUUCAAAUUCCGUCCAUUGUACAUUUUGCUUAUUUAUUAAAACAUAUUUUUGAACAUUUAGGGGUGAACCCUUUGCUUUUUCCAUGUAAUCACUCUAGAUAUGCCAGUUUUCACUACAGUAAAAAACAUUCAGAUUUUCCCCUUAUUUUGUUAUAAAAAGAAACGGUUAUAAAACAGUGCAGGUUCAUUAGCCGAAGAGAAAGUCCAGCCAGUUUUACCUCUAAGCUUAUAUAAAAAAAGCUUGUCUGCUUUAAUAAGAAGAAAUCACUGAAUCCAGACGGCUGCAGGCAAAUGCUUUAACAACCGCAGAUAACCACCGCAUUUAAAUACCGGACCCCUACCAGACCUUUUCAUUUCUCCUUUAAAUCUACA
Messenger RNA from Carassius gibelio (silver crucian carp), 1670 nucleotides. Its product is annotated as twist-related protein 2-like. The record is from RefSeq and is a predicted model, not a curated record. Lineage: Eukaryota; Metazoa; Chordata; Actinopteri; Cypriniformes; Cyprinidae. Gene Ontology annotation, molecular function: protein dimerization activity; DNA-binding transcription factor activity, RNA polymerase II-specific; RNA polymerase II transcription regulatory region sequence-specific DNA binding. The transcript has 2 exons. Gene Ontology annotation, biological process: developmental process; regulation of transcription by RNA polymerase II. Bases 319 to 810 code for a protein of 163 amino acids.